This is a messenger RNA of Aspergillus lentulus, 1680 nucleotides long. RefSeq lists its product as uncharacterized. The record is from RefSeq and is a predicted model, not a curated record. NCBI's taxonomy places the organism in Eukaryota, Fungi, Ascomycota, Eurotiomycetes, Eurotiales, Aspergillaceae.
AUGAGAGGGAGAAAGGUGGACCAUGUGGCGUGCGUAUAUUGUCGCCAAAUGAAGCGAGCGUGCGAUCGGUACGAUAAGCUUCCUGCUCUGUGUUCAAGAUGCUCCAAGGCAAACAAAGUGUGCUCAAUCGACCCGUCUUUUCGGCGGCAAAAAAAGCGACAGAAGCUAGCCGAAAUCGAACAAGAGCUGCAGCAACUCAAGAACCAGUUGCAAAGUCACGACCAGCGAUGUCAGAGUCAGAGUAGGGUUAACAAUGUCAUGAGCACUCGCUCAUGUCUUCGUAUAAACGAAGAAACCGAGAGGAUUGACCUUUCCUCGAUGGACAAAACCAUAGGGAGCGUCUCCAUACCACAAGCAGUGGUCCAGACCCUGUUGGACGAAUAUUAUGCCAAUUACCACAUGUUCCUCCCCAUUCUUCCUGGUCAAGCAGGCUUCCAUGCCUACACUCAUUCUUCUGAUCUCCUUUACUCAGUGGUGAUGUUGACUGCUCUUAGACGAUUGUCAAAGCAUUAUGACCUCUACCUGUCACUUGUUGAUGUGGUGCGAUCGCUGUUGGCGAGUCAUUUGCUGUCGGCAAGUGGUACCAUUCAGACCAUGCAAGCACUAUUAUUACUCUGUCACUGGCCACUUCCAUUCGACAGAAAUGAAGAUCCAUCGCAUGCCCUCAUUGCACAGGCUACUCAUCUUGGACUUCGCCUAGGCCUUCAUAGACCGGGUCAUGGAAGAGAAUUCCUGGCUGAUCCGUCCACUGUGGAAAAUGUGGAACAUAUACGGCAAAUGACAUGGGUAGCGUGCUUUGUUUCGAAUAUCAGUGUCAGUGCUCAGCUGGGACUUCCGGCCACAGUCCAGCUCGAUGACGGUCUCCUGGAGAUACUGGCCUCGAAGGGCCCCUGCCUUCGGGAAACCCUGCUCUGUCAAUUGCAGAUAGCCUCAGUCGCCUCGCGGAUUAGCUCAGCCCUUGGGGGCCCUAAAUGGACCACCGGGUGUCCGACCCAUGAGUAUAAUCUAAUGGUUCGCCAUUUUGAGACAGACCUGCGCGUGCUAGAGAUUCAAUAUGCUGCUUCCUGGUCCUUGGCAGAUCACAUUGUAUACCUCGGCACUCAGCUCAUGCUUUAUAUCAUUGCCCUCAGUGCGGACGAAGGUAGACAAGCCAACUCACCGUCCUCCUGGGUGGUUUGCGGUUAUAGCACGGCGAUUUGCCUGGUUCAGAAGGCUUCUGCAAUGGAAAGCAAAUGGCUGUUUGCGCCCGUCCGCCUUCAUAAGAUUGUUUUGAACGCGAUCUGCUUUCUCUUACUAUUAAAGCGGUUCCCAUACUGGGAGUCUCUUGAGUUUGAUCUGCUUCUACUUAACAACACAAUCAACCAGGGGCUUGAGUUAUUACCAGGGUUGUCAGUAACUCCAGGAGACUUUAUGUCUCGUGCAUUGUCAUUGCUCGACCAGUUCAGCCAACUUGUUGACAAGUUUCAAUCUCGAGACAUGCCGAAUGAAUUCUUGCCGGUGAAGUUCAGAAUGGGGGCUAAUGUAGCUUUCAGCACGGCAGUUCGAGCCAGGGAACUGAUACAAAAGCAACAGGAUCAUCAAGGGUGUUUGGAUAUGGUUGAUCUGCGAGUCAUGCAGGACGUUGAUCAGCUUUUGGACUUGGACUGGAGUGAAUUGUUUGGAACAGGAAUCGGUGCCUAA